GCCACUCUGAGAGGAAGGCGGAUGCUCAUUGGCGGAGAAAGGAAAGAAGGGGCGUGUCUCUGCGCCUGCCUCUCCGCUUCUCUCGGGCCCCGCCCCUCUGUGGGUCUCCUGCCCGCGGCCGCCAUGUUUCUUGAGGGCGGAAGUGCAGCGAGAGGCGGGAAGACUUGGGGGGAGGGGCCGGGCGGCGCUCUUUCCUGUCAGAAGGAAGGAAGGAAGGAAGGAGGAGGCCUUUCGGAGAGAGAGAGAGAGAGAGAGAGAGAGAGAGAGAGAGAGAGGAGGAGUAUUUAUACCCCGCCCUUCUCGCCCCGAAGGGGACUCAGAGCGGCUUACAGAACACGCAUACGGCAAACAUUCAGUGCCUGAUUCUACAAUUAACAAGGACAGACAACGCAGACACAGGUAACCUCUAAACGAACCUUAUGAAGAAAACAUUGCCCUUUGCCUUACGUCUGAAAGGAAAGUACGCAGGAUUAACAAGAACAAGAAAUAAAUUGGAGAAAUUAUAUUUCAAGCUACAUACCUUUGAAUGUAAGGAAAGGAAGGAUUGUGCUGUAAAAAGAGGGGUUGGUAAAGAGAAAAUAAGGCUACAGCAAUACAGAGACUGGGAAGAGGAAAUGUCCUAUUCAGGAGUCCAUAUCUGUGAACUUCAGGCAUAAUAUUAGAAUAAUAAAUGUUAAAAAAUGGAAAAUUCAUUGUCAAAAUCACACACAGGGGAGAAGGGACAUAAUUGUAAGGACUGUGGGAAAUGUUUCAUUGAGAGAAGUUCUCUUGCUAAACAUCAACGAACUCACACAGGAGAGAAGCCAUAUAAAUGUGUGGAAUGUGGAAAGAGCUUCAGUCAGAGUGGACAUCUGCGUAUCCAUCAAAGGAUCCACACAGGAGAGAAGCCACAUACAUGCGUGGAAUGUGGAAAGAGAUUCAGUCAGAGUGGAAAUCUACGCACCCAUCAAAGGACUCACACAGGGGAGAAGCCACAUACAUGCAUGGAAUGUGGAAAGAGCUUCAGUGAGAGUGGACAUCUGCGUAUCCAUCAAAGGAUGCACACAGGAGAGAAGCCACAUACAUGCAUGGAAUGUGGAAAGAGCUUCAGUGAGAGUGGAAAUCUACGCACCCAUCAAAGGACUCACACAGGAGAGAAGCCACAUACAUGCAUGGAAUGUGGAAAGAGCUUCAGUCAGAGUGGACAUCUGCGUAUCCAUCAAAGGAUGCACACAGGAGAGAAGCCACAUAAAUGCAUGGAAUGUGGAAAGAGCUUCAGUCGGAGUGGAGAUCUCCGUAACCAUCAAAGGAUGCACACAGGUGAGAGACCACAUAAAUGCAUGGAAUGUGGAAAGAGCUUCAGUCGGAGUGGAGAUCUCCAUAACCAUCAAAGGACUCACACAGGUGAGAGACCACAUAAAUGCAUGGAAUGUGGAAAGAGAUUCAGUAAGAGUGGACAUCUGCGUAUCCAUCAAAGGAUGCACACAGGAGAGAAGCCACAUACAUGCAUGGAAUGUGGAAAGAGCUUCAGUCGGAGUGGAGAUCUCCAUAACCAUCAAAGGACUCACACAGGUGAGAGACCACAUAAAUGCAUGGAAUGUGGAAAGAGAUUCAGUGAGAGUGGACAUCUGCGUAUCCAUCAAAGGACUCACACAGGGGAGAAGCCACAUAAAUGCAUGAAAUGUGGAAAGAGCUUCAGUCAGAGUGGACAUCUGCGUAUCCAUCAAAGGACUCACACAGGAGAGAAGCCACAUAAAUGCAUGAAAUGUGGAAAGAGCUUCAGUCAGAGUGGAGAUCUACGCACCCAUCAAAGGAUGCACACAGGGGAGAAGCCACAUACAUGCAUGGAAUGUGGAAAGAGCUUCAGUCAGAGUGGAGAUCUACGCACCCAUCAAAGGAUCCACACAGGAGAGAAGCCACAUACAUGCAUGGAAUGUGGAAACAGCUUCAGUCAGAGUGGACAUCUGCGUAUCCAUCAAAGGACUCACACAGGGGAGAAGCCACAUAAAUGCAUGAAAUGUGGAAAGAGCUUCAGUCAGAGUGGAGAUCUACGCACCCAUCAAAGGAUGCACACAGGGGAGAAGCCACAUACAUGCAUGGAAUGUGGAAAGAGCUUCAGUCAGAGUGGAGAUCUACGCACCCAUCAAAGGAUCCACACAGGAGAGAAGCCACAUACAUGCAUGGAAUGUGGAAACAGCUUCAGUCAGAGUGGACAUCUGCGUAUCCAUCAAAGGACUCACACAGGGGAGAAGCCACAUAAAUGCAUGGAAUGUGGAAAGAGCUUCAGUCAGAGUGGAGAUCUACGCACCCAUCAAAGGAUCCACACAGGAGAGAAGCCACAUACAUGCAUGGAAUGUGGAAACAGCUUCAGUCAGAGUGGACAUCUGCGUAUCCAUCAAAGGAUGCACACAGGAGAGAAGCCACAUAAAUGCAUGGAAUGUGGAAAGAACUUCAGGAACAGUUCGAAUCUUCGUGCCCAUCAAAAGAUUCACACAGGAGAGAAGCCACAUAAAUAGGACAAGUGCAAAGAAGCCAGAAUGUUUGUCCAAAGAACUUCUAACGACUAUGACUCAAAAGAGACAUGAACAGGAAGUGGAAGGGGAAGAAAUCACAAAAUCAUAUAACCAGAGAGUUGGAAGAGACCUCAUGGGACAUCUAGUCCAACCCCCUGCCAAGAAGCAGGAAAUUGCAUUCAAAGCACCCCGGACAGAUGGCCAUCCAGCCUCUGCUUAAAAGCCUCCAAAGAAGGUUCCACAGCUGAACUGCUCUCACAGUGAGGAACUUCUUCCUUAUGUUCAGGUGGAAUCCCCUUUCCUGUAUUUUGAAGCCAUUAUUCUGCAUCCUAGUUUGCAGAGCAGCAGAAAACAAGCUUGCUCCCUCCUCCUUAUGGGAUUUUGGCCUGCAUAAAUAGGGGCAGAGUGUCUAGAUCCAGGGAAGUCAUGGCACCCCUCUAUUCUGCCUUGGUCAGACCACUUUACCUGGAAUCACACUGUGUCUAAUUCUGGGCACUGCAAUUGAAAGGAGACGUUGAAAAGCUGGAAGGUGUCCAGAGAAGGGCGACUAAAAUGAUCAAGGGUCUGGAGAACAAGCCCCAUGGGGAGCGGCUUAAAGAGCUGGGCAUGUUUAGCCUGCAGAAGAAUAGGCUGAGAGAAGAAUGAAUAAAUGCAUGUACAAGUAUAUAUGAAAAUAUCAAUCUGGGUUUGUAAAAGGAAGACAAAUGUCACGUUUGAUAGGAAGAGUAUUAAACAAAAUAUGUGUGUCUCAAGAGAGGAAGUUAAAAGUGGGGAUACUAGCAUUAGAUAUAUUUAAUGCCUUGAUUGUGUAGCAUGGCAGAUAAUAAGUGAGAUUAUGAAUUAAUUUGGAAUGGGAAGUAGAAUAAAGGAUGAUUAGAACCAUUUUAUUUGCUAUGGUGAUAGAAUUAUGUGCAAACGCCAUCCAAAAAGGUAAGAAUGUAGAAGGUGUAGGAAUAAAGGAAAAGCAGAAGGUGAGCUUAUUUGCUGAUGACACAUUGUUAUUGAUUAAAUAUCUGGGUAGGUCAAAUGGAUAGGAGAGAGGAUCAUUGAAAGAUAUUUGGGAAAACAGUGGGUUUAUAUUAUACAAAGAAAGAAGAAAAAGACUUUAUAGAACAGAGCCAAACGGGAAUUAGAAUCAAGAACAAAUUAAUAUACCUGGGAGUAAGUAUAACAAAGGACUUAAAAGAAAUAGAAGAGGUAAAUGUAGUAGCAUUGAGAAAAAUAGUUCAAAAAAAUUAAUACACAUCUAUCUUGUUUGGAAAGACAGCAAUACUUAAAAUGAAAAUGCUUCUGAGGAUAAACUUUAUACUUACAUAUACCUUAUAUUUAUAAUGCCAUUUCAGAUUACAGAAGAAGAGUUGAAUACAUGAUUUCUUUGCAACAUUUCUACCCCACCUUUCUCCACCCCAAAGGAGACUCAUUUGGACAAAUGAUAAAUACUGUAAUGGCAGUCAAAGAAAUUGACGAAACAAGUUACAGAACAGAUCUCAAAAAGAAGAAGGAUUAGCGCUUCCUCAUAUGAAAAAAUAUUAUAAAGCAAACAGACUGAGAUUGGUUAUACAAGGAAUGAUGAAAAGGAGGAUGUAGAAUAGUUAAUAAUGGAUUCAGGAAAAGUGGAGGAAGAAAUUCGGAAUAGGUUUUAAAACAGUUUAUGAGAAAAAAAAAUAAGGUAAACUGGGAACCCAAUGUUGAGUAAUGCAUUAGAAAUAUGGAACAAAUACAGGAGAAAGUUAAUAACAGAUGGCUCAAUAAUAACCCCAAUUAUAAUGGAAAAGACAUUUCCAAAAAAUAAAAUAUAUACAUGAUGGAUAAAAAAAUUAAGGGGAAAAACUUAGAUAAAAUAGGGGAUUGGCCAAAGGUUGGAAUGAAGAAAGAAAAGAUUAGGAACAUAAAAAUUUGAAAGGAAUAUCCAGUAAAAUUUCUAAAAUAUUAAUUGAAAAAAACAAAGGAAAAGUAAAGAAUAACACCUUCAAGAAGAUUUGGAAAGAAGAUAUAGGAAUGAAAAUCAAUGAAACAGAGGGGUUACAAUUAUGGGGACAAAGACACUUGAAAAAUAUAUCCAUAUGUGUUAAAGAAAAUUAUUAUUUAGUUGAUAUGGAAAUGGUACCUCACCCCCAUAAGAAUAGGAAAUAUAAAUAAAAACUACUCAAACAAUUGCUGGAGAGGAUGCCAAGAAUCGGGAACAUACAUACAUAUGUGGUGGCUGUGUCAAUAUAGAAAUAAUUUCUGGGGAAAAGUAUUAAGAGAGAUAGAAGACACAAUGAACAUUCAAAUAGAAAGAAGUCUUAGCAUGGCUUUAUUCUCAUUAUAUAAUAAUAAACAGUUGGAAAAAGAGGACAAAGAUGCGAUAACAAACGCAUUAACAAUUGCAAGACAGCUUAUAGCAAGGAAUUGGAAAA
Molecule: messenger RNA, 4891 nt
Organism: Anolis carolinensis (green anole)
Lineage: Eukaryota; Metazoa; Chordata; Lepidosauria; Squamata; Anolidae
Product: zinc finger protein 665-like
Exons: 3
Coding region: 681-2495 (604 amino acids)
Biological process (GO): regulation of transcription by RNA polymerase II; urogenital system development; embryo development
Cellular component (GO): nucleus
Molecular function (GO): RNA polymerase II transcription regulatory region sequence-specific DNA binding; DNA-binding transcription factor activity, RNA polymerase II-specific
Source: RefSeq, a predicted model, not a curated record